Molecule: messenger RNA, 1200 nt
Organism: Habropoda laboriosa
Lineage: Eukaryota; Metazoa; Arthropoda; Insecta; Hymenoptera; Apidae
Gene: spz6
Exons: 8
Coding region: 1-1200 (399 amino acids)
Biological process (GO): central nervous system formation; innate immune response; regulation of Toll signaling pathway
Cellular component (GO): extracellular region
Molecular function (GO): Toll binding; growth factor activity
Source: RefSeq, a predicted model, not a curated record
AUGGAAUUCCGAACAUUUAUCAUGAUACUUUUAUGCAUUUCGUGUCACGCAAACGAAUACGAAGAAACAAAAUCGUUGAAACCAAACGACGUCGAUUCGACGACCGAGUCGAACGAACCCCCCGAAGGAUAUUACGCCUUUGUGAAGUCGCCGAACGCUGAACCACCUAAAGUGAGGCCACCACCGUAUAUAGACGGCGACAAAGAAUGCUAUGACACUGGUAAACAGGGAAAAGGUUACGUGUCCAUACACAAUAUUUGCGGGGAUCUCAAUAAGGGUUAUAUCCCGCGAAAUCCCAUGAAUCAAUAUUUCAAUGGAUCGUCGUAUCCUUUUGCUUUGUUAAAAAAUCAUACGUUGAAAUUUUUGAGCAAAGCGUUGCCCAUACUUAAGGCUGACGAUUCCUUACCUAAAGUCGCCACCGUCCAAUCUUAUUCCCAAAAUUCUGUUGAAACUGACGAAAAACGAAGCAGAAGCAAACGGUCAUCUGAUUCAGAAAGCGCAUUGGAUACCAUCAGAAACGGUCGAAAAUUUUGUGAGAAUGGUGCAGGAGUGGUAUGCAUGUUGUACAAGGCCAUACAAGGGGAACCAUUGGCCACCUCAGCAGCUGAGCGUCGAGAUGAGCCCUCUACCCCAGAGUACCGUCAACGAACACCACCACAAGAGAAGCCAGAAUAUACAGGUCCACCCACCCCUUGUCCGGCUAAAGUGGAGUACGCGACACCAGUGUUCGCCAAGAACUAUCAAGGAGUUUGGCGCUACGUGGUCCAGAUUCCUUACGAAGGCUACUUCACACAAACUAUUGAAGUUACCAGAUGCAUGCAAUCAAGGUGUCAUUAUCUAGACGGUGGCUGUCUUUCAUCACCAAGAUGGACCAGUUUACUAGUAGCAGAGAUUUUCUAUCCUGACACGUUCUUGGAAGAGAAUCAGAAUUCAAGAAUCAGUGGUCUCAGAGACACUGCCGGUUCACCACCACCUGUUCACGAUUUUCAGAACUAUCAACAGUAUUUACAGAAGCGUGCUGGGGAGAAUGAAGCUCGUAACAGUGGAUCUCAACACCAUUGUGAUGGUGUAGACGAAAUGGGUUGUUUCCAGGUAAGACUAUACUACGAUUGGUUCCUGGUGCCAGGAAGCUGCAAGUGUUGGCGUCCUGAUUAUUUUAACCGCUACGUCCGUCGAAGCGGGUCCAAUGUUGAAUUGUGA